This is a messenger RNA of Astrephomene gubernaculifera, 2377 nucleotides long. Lineage: Eukaryota; Viridiplantae; Chlorophyta; Chlorophyceae; Chlamydomonadales; Astrephomenaceae. The record is from the annotation of a GenBank genome assembly.
GCAGUAACAUGAGCUUUCUCGUCUUCUUUUAACAUUACAGUCAUGUUGUUAUGAAAACAGUGGGCGGAGCCUGAGGGUGUUACCCGAAUCAGCCCAUCGGCAUCCCUGGCUCGUUCUCGCCGACUGUGACCGCUCACAACUUUAUCAUAUGUGGUAUUUAUAGGUGUAUCCCUUUGUGGCGACCUCGAGCAUGUUGGUCGGUCGGCUUCGCUCCUCGGUUGGGUCACGUUGUCGUUCUCAGGACGGCCAACUACAAGUCAGGCCUGGCACCCGUAAACUUGUUACUCUCAAAGCCACAACUGUACGCCGCUCAGAUAAUAUUAUGAGCAACAACAUGGCAGCCCAGACGCUUGCACACGCGCUCAGCACGGGCGAGGACUUCCGCAUUUGCGCCAACAUUGAGGCGACGCAGAUUCCAGCGGCGCUUCGUAAGGACUGCGUGCUCUUUUUUACGCCGGAUACUGAGGAGCUUGCCAAAAAGGUUGCGCUGCAAGCCGGCGGAGCAAUUACGCUGGGCCACAUCAAGUGGAAGAAGUUUGCAGACGGCUUUCCUGACUUGUUCGUGGAGAAUGCGACAGACAUUCGCAACCGGCACGUCGCCUUCCUCGCCUCCUUCACCAAUCCCACCGUCAUUUUUGAGCAGAUGUCAGUUAUCUACGCGCUGCCACGUCUGUUCGUCAGCUCUUUCACCCUUGUGCUGCCAUUCUUCCCGACCGGCACAAUGGAACGCGUAGAAACGGAGGGCGACAUCGCCACCGCCAACACAUUGGCCCGGCUCCUGUCCAACGUCCCACCUUCGCGCGGCGGCCCAACGAGCUUGGUGAUCUUUGACAUCCACGCUCUUCAAGAGCGGUUCUACUUUGGCGACGCUGUGCUGCCGCUCUUUGAAUCCGGCGUGCCGCUGCUGCUGGAGCGGCUGCGGCAAUUGCCUGACCGGGACUUGGUGACCAUAGCUUACCCCGAUGAGGGCGCCUGGAAGCGCUUUCACUACCAGUUCAAGGGCGAGGGUUACCAGGAGGUCAUCUGCACCAAGGUGCGCGACGGCUCGAAGCGCAUCGUGCGGUUGAAGGAAGGCGAGCCCCGCGGGCGCCACGUGGUGAUAGUUGACGACCUGGUUCAGUCGGGAGGCACCCUGAUCGAGUGCCACGCGCUGCUGGCCUCGCUGGGAGCCAAGCACGUGAGCGCCUUUGUCACCCACGGCGUCUUCCCCAACAUGUCUUGGAUGAAGUUCCGGGCUGAUAUGGGUUCCGGAGCCAACGACGGCUUCCGCUACUUUUGGCUAACGGAUUCCUGCCCGCAAACUGUGCGGGAAGUACGGGAUAAGGCGCCGUUCGAGGUGCUCUCGCUCGCGGGCCCUAUCGCUGCAGCGCUGCAGAUCUAGAUGUGGGGGUCGGUGUAACGGCUACGCGGGGUCGCUUGUCCAUGGUGAUGUAGUCUAGCAUUUAGUUAUUUAGGUCUUGGCUGGCCUGAGGCCCGAGGAACACGUUGUAGAGGGUAGAGAUGUAGAUGCAGGUGGUGAAGAUGAGCCUCCGGGGAGGGCAGAUCGGCCAAGGGGCGAGGACGUAGUCGCCUGCAACAACCGACUGCUUGUUGCUUGACGAAGCGGCGGCGUUUGCCGCUCGGGGUUCAGUCGGGUUACUACAGGGGGGUUAGAGGGUGUAGGCGUUUUAUACGGUCUCUCAACGGGCAUGCACGGGUUUGCAGGCGGUAUAAGUAUCAGUAUAGACGCUUGUGGGUUUACUUACGAGGUAGACAGAACUGAACGAAUGAGGGCCUCUCAUGCGAGAGCGCUUAAGUAGCGUGUGUGUGACGUGGUGUUGUUGACAGGACAGAACUGAAAAGAUAACAGGCAAGCGACGACUGGAGGAAUUUGGAAGGUGGUUGGCCGCCACGCCGUACCCGCCGUACCGCUGAACAGCGCUGCGGUCUUGAACAACAAGACGGGCUCUUGGGAUUCCCUUGCCUCUGGUCGCUCAAAGCCGACAACACUGUUUUAACAUCAGCUGAGAUGCAGUGAGUGCGGGUGCGUGCAUCCGUUGUUUGUGUUUAUGGUUUGGCUGGUUUGGUGGUUCUAUUUUGUUAGUGCUGCGGUGACUGCAACGUUUAAUCGUACAUAGGUAUAGACUUCCUGACUGUCCUUGGAACUUGGCUGACAGAAGUCACAACGGAAGCCCACAACGAAGCGCGGUGUGGGCGCGACGGUGCAAACUGGCUAUAUGACAGUAUCCUUCUGUCCUGAAAUGAUGCGGUAGCGCUUUCUAGUGACGCGGCCGGCAUGCUUUUAUACGCUUUUAUAGACGGAGGCUGGUGAAUGAAUAUUUCGCCAAGGAAUAAACAGCCCGCUGCGGCUGGUUAUGUAACCUCACAUGGCAGUGAA